Molecule: messenger RNA, 2483 nt
Organism: Neodiprion virginianus
Lineage: Eukaryota; Metazoa; Arthropoda; Insecta; Hymenoptera; Diprionidae
Gene: Gstcd
Product: glutathione S-transferase C-terminal domain-containing protein homolog
Exons: 1
Coding region: 1-1722 (573 amino acids)
Source: RefSeq, a predicted model, not a curated record
AUGGAAACCAACCAGCUUUUCCUGGAGGUUCAUUCCAUUGCAGAUUUGUGCCUCGCCCCGAUAGAGACCAUAAUAACAUUGUUCACGAUAAAAUACUGUGAUUCUCGCGUAUCGAUUAACUUGGUUGUAACAAAAAAAACACGCAAUGAGGAACGGUCUAAUUUUAUUGAUCUGUCAGGGUUUACUUACACAGUUAUGGAGGUAGACAAACUACCACGAUAUGCGAGUACGUGCAACCUUCCAAACGUAAUAGUUAACGAGACGACAUGUGUGGCUGGGCUCUGCGCGACCCUACGUCAAAUAGUAAAAAGUAGGUGUUUUGAAACGCCAUUGCACUACAGCAAAGCCUUACUAGGAUUUAAGGAUGCAUGUUUGCUGGCCUGCUCGGAGUCGAGUAUCUGGACAAAGUUUUGCGAGGUGGAUUUAAUCUCGACCCUGAAAUCUAUCCAUGGUCAAACUUCAAAUAGCGAUACGAAUGAGAUUCCUGAAAGCAUCGCAAGAUUUGAAUGUCAUAUGUCGCAGCCAGUGAGAUUGCACAAUUUGUACAAGUAUACAAUGUCGAAAAAAUUUUCCAUCAAUGGCACUACGACGGGUAACAGGGAUAAAAUACCAGAACACAUUUAUGCGGAGGGAUCUCAAAUCACAUUGGCGGAUAUCAUAAUAUUUGUCUGCAUCCACACAUUUUUUACACUCCACGCAUUGAGAUGUGAAUUGUUAGAACUCAUACCACUGACAGCAAAGUGGUACACGAGGAUGCUUUCGAGUGAAAUGAUAUCUGAAAGUUUGAGAUGUUUAAGACACUUGGAAUCUCCGAGCUUUGAGAACCGGGUUACCAGCUAUGUUCUUCCCGACGUUGAAAACCAUAGCCUGUAUAAGAGCGAUCCAAAGCGAUACAAGCCUCGUAAUCGCAUUUACACAAAGCAAGUUGACAUAGAUGAUUCAUUUGCAUUAAUCAGUGAGCUAGGCGUCAGCAUCGAGCUUGCAUCGGAACCGUUUGGAUCGGAAAUGACAUUGAACUGGGAUGAAAUCCCGUUUGAAGCAACGCCAGAGGGAGGUGCAUUGCCCGAAACGAGACUGAAGCGUAAGUUUGAGCAGUUAGAAAACUUGUGCAGGCCUGUAAUGGCAUUGGCAAAAAUAGGGGAUGUAGUCGUCGACUUCUGCUCUGGCGGAGGACAUCUGGGGAUAUUGAUAGCCUACUUGAUGCCCAACUGCGAAGUAGUUUUGCUAGAAAAUAAAGAGGAGAGUUUAAACAGAGCCAAGAAAAGGGUCGAGAAACUUCAGUUAACAAAUGUUAGAUUUUAUCAAUGUAAUCUGGACUAUUACAAGGGACACUUUGACAUUGGUGUAUCUCUCCAUGCCUGCGGAGUGGCGACGGACCUUGUUAUCGAACACUGCGUAAGCAGGAAUGCGAUCUUUGUCUGCUGUCCCUGCUGUUACGGCAGCGUACACGAUUGCCAUCAUAUAAAGUAUCCAAGGAGCAAUUUAUUUAAGAGUAAAAUUGAUCCAAGGAGUUAUCUGGUCUUGGGACAUUCGGCAGACCAAACUCACGAUGAAAAUAAUGCUAAAACAGAUCAGGGAUAUAAGUGCAUGUCAAUUAUUGACACAGAUCGAAAAUUACAUGCCGAACAGUUCAACUAUAUCGUUCACCUUGCUAAACUCGUCCCGGAAAAUUGUACACCAAAAAAUCACCUAUUAGUUGGAAUCCCUGAAAUAAAAUCUUAGUACCUAUCGACUUUUGUAACAUAUUUUCAUAUUUAUAUAAGUAUUAAAAUAAAAUGGUAUAUUUUACCUUCCAUACAAUACGGUGUAUUUUUUAUGGCUUGCCUUAGCAAGAUUAGCUUGUGUUUUAACUAAAAUGUAUAUUGCGUGAUUCUAUUGUACAAAUAAUAUGUAGACCGAUAUAUUUAUUAAAACUGAAAUCUCGAUAUUAAACAUGAUAAAUACACGAGUAUUUUUAAAUUACACUAUGAAUUGUCAGUAUGCUGUUGACACUCCUCUACGGUAUCGAUUUUUUUACUGCUGCAAACAUUCAUCUAAAUACUUGAUAAUACAAUAAUGAAUGAUAGUAAUAAUAAUAACCACCAAACGUUGAUGAAAAUAUGGUGAAGAAAUCACGAUACAUAUUCUUUUUUUUUUUAAUACCUAAACACGUAUGUAUGUGAAAAACAAUCAGUAGGAAUAACUAAUUCAUUAUUUUAUCGCUGUUCAAAAUUUUUUAUAAAUUCAAUUAUUAUACUUUCCUCAAUUAUCACAUCAAUAUAAGUUCAUAUUCCACAUUUGUCUGCGUUUAUAUAUUUUAUCUUUGAAUUUCUCUUUACUGUCUCACAAUGUGCAAACUCAUUCGACGUAUUCGUGCACAUAUGUAUGAUUAAUUCUGUACAAUAGUUAUUUCUUAUAAAAAUACGUUUGAACAGCGACGAAAAGAACAACUUUUGCCGUGUUGAACUGAAAUGUUUUAUUUUUUUUUUCCGCUUUAUUUAAAA